Messenger RNA from Brassica oleracea var. oleracea, 552 nucleotides. RefSeq lists its product as uncharacterized. Bases 1 to 552 code for a protein of 183 amino acids. The transcript is spliced from 2 exons. Gene Ontology annotation, molecular function: zinc ion binding; nucleic acid binding. NCBI's taxonomy places the organism in Eukaryota, Viridiplantae, Streptophyta, Magnoliopsida, Brassicales, Brassicaceae. The record is from RefSeq and is a predicted model, not a curated record.
AUGGGAAAAGCAAAGAUUUUAGUUGAGAUGGAGUUGGAUAUAGAUUUCCCGAAGCUUAUUGCUCUUGAUGAUAAACAAGGUAACAUAUUUCUUGUUAAUGUUGAGUACACGUGGAUUCCAUCAACGUGUGAGAGAUGUGGUAAUCUUGGCCAUAAAGCUAAGAGGUGCCUCUUGCCUCCGAAGCCGACUAGUGAUCCAACCUUGCAGCAUCAGGCAACAUAUGUUCAUAGUGAGAACCCUGUUGUGGAUAUUGAUCUUAUCUUAACACAAAAGGACUCCUCGACAUCUACUCCAGAAGUGUUUCAGAAUACUACCAGCGAGUUAGAUGGACAAGGAGUUACUGUCCCCAUUCCUGCUUUACCCAGUGUGGAGGAUGUUGAUGACCUCCCUUCAGGAGAUGGGGAUGAAGUUGAGAUUGAGCCUUCAAGUUCGUUCGGCUUGACUAAAGGUGGGAGGGAGUCAAAACCUCAUAUCAAGUAUGAAAACAUGGAAUGGAAGACAGUUCGAGAGAGAGGGAAGCGUGGUCGUCGUGGCCGUGGUUCCUAUCAUUAG